AUGGGUAAAUAUCACGCAGAUAGUCUGAACAGCAUCGAGGGGUGUCGCAUUGUCGCAGUGGUAGACCCGAUGGAAGAGGCAGCAUCAACAUUGGCUGCCGCAUGUGGCGCAUCCUUUUACAAUGCGUUGGCCAGCGCCUUGCAAGCUAACCCUGAUGCAGACGCCGUGGUCAUUGCGACGCCGGCUGGCCUUCACAAGAGCAACAUACUUGAGGCUGCAGCUUCCAAGAAACACAUAUUUGUGGAGAAACCUUUUACUUUGACUGUUGAAGAGGGCAUUGAGUGUGCAAGUGCAAUCAAGGCAGCAGGCGUCCUUUGUCAGGUUGGUUUCAUGAGGCGCUUCGAUAAAGCCUGGGAAGGUGUCAAGUCUCACGCCGGAAAAGUUGGCAAGAUGCAAAUGGUUCGUGUGAGAUCUUUCGACGGCUGCAAGUCUUCAGAUAGUUACUACAAAACUUCUGGCGGUAUAUUUCUCGACAUGAGCUGCCAUGAUCUGGACCUGAUUUGUUUCCUUGCUAACAGCCGGCCCACGCAUGUGAAUGUGAUGGGCUCCGUGACCGUGAACCCUGUUUUCGAAUCAUUCGGGGACAUUGACACCGCAGUCACUUGUAUAAAGUUUGCAAAUGGAGCAGUAGGCUGGAUUGAGAACCUCCGCUUCGCCGUGUAUGGUUGUGACUCUCAGGUGGAAAUCAUCGGUUCAGAAGGAAGUGUGAAGGCCGGCCCGAUGAGCCGCACAGAAGUGCAGUGUUCAUCAGCUGAUGGAGUCAAUCACGGUCUGCUCGCUGUUCACUACGACCGCUACCUGGCAACUUUCUUCGUUGAGAUGGAUAGUUUCAUAAAGUCGUGUAGGACUGGAGAGCUUGAUCCUAGGGCUUGCAAUUCCGAUGACGGGCUUCUCAAUAUAAAGCUUGCGCUUGCUUGCAUGCAGGCAAGGAGCGAAGGCAGGACAGUAGAGAUCGCGAGUUAG
Messenger RNA from Prorocentrum cordatum, 963 nucleotides. NCBI's taxonomy places the organism in Eukaryota, Dinophyceae, Prorocentrales, Prorocentraceae. The record is from the annotation of a GenBank genome assembly.